CUCUCUUCCUCUCAAAACAACUCCGCAUGCAGAGAAUUAGCUAAAGUUGAAAACAGAUGUAACUUAUCAAGUUGUAUCUCUUCUCGGACAAACCGAAUCUAAUUCUAUGCUAUUUCGUCCACUCAGAGAACAUCCAGUUGGAAGUUUGUUUAAAGUAAUCACCGAUGAGAGGAUAUAACAUGGAAUAACGUUAGCUGAACAUGCUAACUAACUAGCUACUGCUUGUGAUCGUUAGCUGUGAUGGCUACUCCUCUGAAUACUGCUCCUUUGUUAAGUCAAAGGGAACGCAGGGCUGCUCUGAGGAAAGAGAGAAGAAAAAAGAAACGCCAAGCUCUCGCCCAAGCCAGAGAAUGUGGUUUGAAAAAUGGAGGUAGCCAUGCAUAUGAAGUGGAGGAAGAAGAAAUACAUAAUGAAGGUGAUGUUGCUGAGAAAGAAAGACUUCGGCUACACAAAGAGUGGCUGGAAAGAGAGUGGCUUGCCCAGGAGGAGUUCAGGCUGAGGGCUGAGAGGGAGGAGGCUGUAAGGAAACGGAAAGAGGAGGAAGAGCGAAUGAUAAAAGAGGAAUGGGAAGCCCAGCAGAAGAAAGAAGAAGAAGAAAAAGAACAGAAGCAGCAGGACAAGCGAGACAGAGAGGAGGCCGUUCAGAAAAUGUUGGAUGAAGCAGAAAAUCAGCUAGAGAAUGGAGGAGCGUGGAUGAAUCCCGAGGCUCCUGGGACGAAAAGCUCUGAGAACUUUGGGACAGAGCGGGACGUGGCAAACUGUCCGUUCUUCCUGAAGACCGGGGCGUGUCGAUUUGGAGACAGAUGUUCUCGGAAGCAUGUCUAUCCCACAGCCAGCCCGACUCUGAUGAUCCGGGGAAUGUUUACUACGUUUGGCUUGCAGCAGUCGCGCCGCGAUGAUUACGACAUUGAUGCGUCUUUGGAAUACAGCGAGGAGGAGCUGCAGGAAACUUUCCUCGACUUCUACCAGGACGUCCUGCCGGAGCUGAAGAGUGUCGGCAAGGUGGUGCAAUUUAAGGUCAGCUGCAAUUACGAACCACACCUGAGAGGAAAUGUUUACAUUCAGUUUGACACAGAGGAGCAGUGUAGGGAGGCCAUCAUCAGGUUCAAUGGGAGGUGGUACGCAGGCCGGCAGCUUCACUGUGAGAUGUGUCCUGUUACACGGUGGAAGAAUGCUAUAUGUGGAUUGUUUGACAGACAGAAAUGCCCCAAAGGAAAGCACUGUAACUUCCUGCACGUAUUUCGAAACCCUGGCAAUGAAUUUUGGGAGGCGGACAGGGACCUGCAUUUGUCACCAGACCGCAGCGUCAGGGGGAGUCGCAGAGAGGGCUGGCAUUCAGAAAGAUACGGAGACCGAUCCUGGAGGCAACGUCAGAACAGCAGAAGCCCGCCGAGAUCAGACCGAUCCCACAGCAGACGGGAGGGAGACAGAUGCAGGAGCAGGGAGAGGAGGGCGUCCCAGCAGCACAGAGAGAACAGAUGCUCAUCCAGACACAGUGACAGAAAGAACAAUUGGUAUCCGAGCAAGAGUAAAGACAGGUCGAGGAGUAGAAGUAGAGAUAGAGAGCAAAACAGGCUCAGGAACAGGAGUAGAGAUAAAGACAGGGAGCAUAAGAAUAGAAGUGAAGACAGAGACAGUAAAGACAAAGAUACAGACACUUGUGAAAAAGUGAGGAAAAGGUCAAGAAGCACAAGCAGAGAAAGAAAGAAACGGAGUACAGAAAAGAGCCCCAAGAAACCAGAUACUGUUGAGGAUACCAAAACACGCCGCCGCCAUAAACAAUCCAAAAAGAGCAAGAAAAAGAGCAAAAAGAAGCAUAGGAAGAAAAGCCAUCUGCCUGAAGGAGUGACCUCCUCUGGAGAGUCAGAGAAGGAGAAGGAGUCAGAGGAUGAGACGGUUGAGAAUAUCCAUAGUCCUAGUGAGGGGGGAAAUGAAAUGGAGGCGAUUCAGAAAAACAUUGAUUUAGAUAAAAGUCCGGGUGUUGACAGAGCGAUUAGUUUUGAGGUGAAACGUGAACACUCUAUCACAGAAAUGCAGAAUGAGGCUGCUAGAGAAGGUGAGAAGAUUAACUCUUAGUUACAUUUCUAAAUAUAUGGAUUUGUUCUGGCUUUUCUCAUCAACAUGUUUUUAGCUGUUUUUCUGUAAGUGAGCAUCAAUGUACAUAUGUGAAUAUUUAGCUUUUGCAAAAUGGUUGAUGUUGCUUUAGUCACUGAACACUGGAGCUGCAGUACAACAUGAUUAUUGAUGCUGAGUAAAAACGAUAUGAAACAAAAAUCGUUUCUUUUGGAAUACAUUUAUUGUUAAUAACUUUCAAAUAUAAGAAAACAAUGAUGGCAAAUUAAUUGGCAGCGUUUAAUACAAAAGUGAUUUAUUCUUCACAAAUCCAGGAUGUACUUGUUGAAUAAUUAGUUCUGAAUGUUAAAUGAAACACUUUGUGGUUUUAAGAAUGCAGAUACAAUUUUUGGAUGAGAAUGUAGUCAUUACUUGUUGACCUGUUUUCCUGCUUCCUACUGACAAGUGAACAAGCUGACGGUGAUGAAUAUUAAUGAUGUACCCUGAUAUGUGCAGUUCAUCUUCUUUCGCUUCUACUCCAUAAAGAAAUUCAGGAUAAACCUGCCCUUAAACUGUUUGGGAUGAUAAUAAUACUGCUAUAUUGUGGCCAAAUAACCCCCACUACAUGUUCUGUCAAACAUCCCGCGCCUCUAAAUUCCUUUUCUUCCAUGUGAGCUUUCUGUAGACACCAUUGAGAAGAUAAAACACAGUGUUCUUUGGUCGUAUGUUAGUCUUUUAGCCAAACUAAAGUAUACAUAAAAUAGAUUUUCUUC
Messenger RNA from Eleginops maclovinus (Patagonian blennie), 2825 nucleotides. RefSeq names its product zinc finger (CCCH type), RNA-binding motif and serine/arginine rich 2 (gene zrsr2). Lineage: Eukaryota; Metazoa; Chordata; Actinopteri; Perciformes; Eleginopidae. The transcript has 11 exons. The coding region runs from base 241 to 2076 and encodes 611 amino acids. Gene Ontology annotation, molecular function: metal ion binding; pre-mRNA 3'-splice site binding. The record is from RefSeq and is a predicted model, not a curated record. Gene Ontology annotation, biological process: mRNA splicing, via spliceosome. Gene Ontology annotation, cellular component: U2AF complex; spliceosomal complex.